AUGCGAGACGAUAAAUCUAUCAUUGUCGAACCCGGCCACGAGGUACUCAUUGGCUCCGACGUGCUGUGCGACAUCGUCGUGGCGUUGCCUAAGUUGCGUGUUUCUGGUUCACACAUCGCUGCUUCUUGCUGCCGUGAUAUGGCCCACGUGUUGUGCACCACGAAAGGGGAACUGCUUCUCAGCGUAUCCACCAAGAAUAUCCCGGUGUACGUCUGUGGUGUUCAGAUAGUGUCGUACCAACAGCUGGUGGAUAUUCAGCCCGGCGUUGCCGUGUCGUUCUGUAAGCGCCACCGCGAUACGACAUUUCGUUUCUUCGCCGGCAGUGUGUGUAAAUCGGUGGUGCCCCCGUUGCGGGGAAUCCUGUGCACCCCGAUGGUGCCGAUUCUCGUCGGUGGGAGAGACGCCCUGAUGCCGCUGCCGCGUCUGCCUUGCAGUCACGCGCUUGGGCAAGGGCGCUCUCCCCGAUCCCCUCGUGUGGUGCACAUAAUCGAGCCCGCCGAUGAAAAAAAUCAUGGCGGAGACGGUGACGCUGACGACGGCUAUGAUUGUGCUGAGGUUGAUGAUAAUAAUGAUAAUGAUGGUGCUGAGGAGGAUGAUGACGACGAUGCCGAAGCAGAAGGACAAUCAUAUGGAUCCGGUUACUUCAGUAGCAGCACACGGAGCUCUUCCAAGACGAGCAGCGAGCAUAUGAGUAAAUCAUACGUGUGCGACAUGCCGGCAAUCCCGAACGAGGAUGACGUUCCAUCACCAUCGCCGAAUGCUCUUGUGCCUUUUGUGGUGGAGAUGUGGGGACACCGCACGACUCUUCACUCUGUGGUGGGAAACGGCAGUGAACUGAUUGGAACUCUUUCCUCCUUUGGCCCAGCGGCGACGACAAAAAGUGCAAAUGAUACUGCAACCGACUUGUACGUCACGCGUCGUGGACGUAGUAUGCUUAAAUGUAUUCGCCAACCGCGCAUCAUGACGCCCGUGCAUGCGGCAGCUGCCAGCGUCUUGGAGUACAUUGACGACGCCUACGAGCCGCAGGACGGGACAUUCCUGCAAUUUACUGAACACACGAAAAACGCGUUACUCCAACACUUCCUCCUUUUGGCGGAGAAUACCAUCAAUGCGAUGCUGGCAAUGCCUCUGACUAUGAGAUGUCGCUCGCCCAUCGUGUGCUGUGGCGACAUUCACGGCAGCUUUGCCGACUUAAAGACAAUCUAUGAUAACGUGGUGCCCUUUUGUCAUUGGUCUCUCAUGACCAUGCCGAUUCUGUUUCUUGGUGACUACGUGGAUCGCGGGCCGCAUGAUGUGGAGGUUGUCCUUUACCUGCUGGCAUGGUACUCUGUGUGCCCUGACAAGGUUAUUCUCUUGCGUGGCAACCACGAAGAUGAAGAAGUGAACGGAGACGUGGAAUCCUACGGAGAUCUCUCAUUCCGCAUCAAGUGUCAAAAAUUCUUUGGAGAGAAGGACGGCGAAACGUUUUGGAGACGCGUGAAUGAUGUCUUUUCGACCCUUCCCGUUAUUGCAGUUAUUAACGAUACGAUCCUUGCAUGUCAUGGGGGCAUACCUUUGCUCUGUGAAAACAAGCGGCAGAGGGAGGAGUGUAAUGGGGCUGACGAUGACGGUGAUGAUUGUGAUUAUGAAAGAGAGGAGUUUGACAAGGACGAUACACCCUCUGUGGAACUCCUGCAGUUCAUUAUGGAAGGUGCGCCAGACGAGAUGAAUAAUUUUCGCUUUCGUCACUUGAUGCCUGUUUCCGAUGAUAACAUUGUGAUUGCGCAACAACGCCGCCUGAUCCGCGAGCUGCUAUGGAACGACCCUGUUUCCUCCUCGUCGCCGUGCGACACGCCGUUGUCAAGGAGCAGGGGUGAGGGGGGUGGAGAUGCGUCGUCAGUGGGGCCGCUACCUUAUGCAGAGUUUGAUGUGCAUGGCUUCCGCAGCAACAUUGGACGAGGUGACAGCACAAAUGUUAUUCGGGAAUUUAACGCUUCUGCACUUGAAUGCUUUAUGAGUCGGUGGGGCUUUACGCUGCUGAUACGGGCGCACCAGCAGAAGAGCUCAGGGCUGGAGGUAGGCUUGGCUGCCCGCAUUCUUACUCUUUUCUCCUGUUGUAACUACACCGGUGACACAAACAGGGCUGGUGCGUGCGUCAUUUUGGACGGGGAGGUGCGUCCUGUCUCGUGGCGUCGGCCCCAUCCCCUGCCUGGUGCGUCAGAUACGCGGCGUGACAUGUGGCGAGGUACCCGCUUCUCCCCGCGCCAGCUUGGCUCUCUACCGGAAAGCCUCCGCAGCUCAUUCGACCGCCUAAUCGCGGAGCAGGAGGUGCCCCGGUACGUUGGACUGGAGAAGGUAACUUUUGGCUAG
Trypanosoma grayi is the source of this 2349-nucleotide messenger RNA. Its product is annotated as protein phosphatase. The transcript has a single exon. The coding region runs from base 1 to 2349 and encodes 782 amino acids. Gene Ontology annotation, molecular function: protein serine/threonine phosphatase activity. Lineage: Eukaryota; Euglenozoa; Kinetoplastea; Trypanosomatida; Trypanosomatidae. The record is from RefSeq and is a predicted model, not a curated record. Gene Ontology annotation, cellular component: cytoplasm; nucleus.